Messenger RNA from Carica papaya (papaya), 2178 nucleotides. Its product is annotated as FRIGIDA-like protein. NCBI's taxonomy places the organism in Eukaryota, Viridiplantae, Streptophyta, Magnoliopsida, Brassicales, Caricaceae. The record is from RefSeq and is a predicted model, not a curated record.
CAUACUCAAGCGUCAAGUAGAAAGAAAUGGACUGCCCCAUAAAAAGCAAAAAACAGAGUGCCUGUCAUAAAACACUCGCUUUUGCCUCCCUCAACUUUCCUCUUUCUCCCUCUCUCUCUCUCUUUACUCUAGGGAUUGCUGAGUACCAAAACCACGAAACUCCCAAUCUCAACUCCACAACAUGGAUUGAUAAGUGUUUUCAGCGAAUUCACUCGAUUCUCUGAGCAGUUUCAACUCUAUCGAUCAGGGUGUCAGUAUUUCUCUUACACAGUUCUUGCGGUCUUAGCUCAGAAACUUGGCAAAUUAUUGCUUUCUGCAAUGGAAGAUACUAGAUCAGUGGCCACACUCAUAGACUCUACAACCUCUAAGAUCCAAGAGCUUCAGAAAGCAUUUGCUGAACUUGAAAGCCACCGUGCCAUAACACUUAAUCUGAAAUGGAAAGAACUUGAGGAACAUUUCCAUGGGCUGGAGAAGUCCUUGAAGAGACGAUUUCAUGAAUUGGAAGAUCAAGAAAAGGAGUAUGAAAGCAAAACAAGGAAAGCCCGGGAAAUGUUAGAAAACCGGGAAGCAGCUGUUGUAGCCAAGGAACAAGCUUCUUUGGAGAGGCUUCAAGAGAAGAGAGAUGCUGCUGUUUCUGUCAUUACCAGUGCCUUAGAGAAGCAGGGGAAGGUAUCAUCUCUGGAGCCUGAUGUUGUUACCUCUAACGGUGACAAUGGGACCCCGACUGCUGAAGAGGAUGCUCUUGAUUCUGUCACUGUUGAAUGUACUGUGGAAUAUAUUAAAACCUCCCCCGAGGAUGAAAAUUUGGAAGUGAGAUCUUAUCCCCAGUUAGUGAAACUGUGCAUAGAGAUGGACUCAGAUGGACUGCACAAAUUUAUAUCAGAGAACCGUAAGAACCUGGCUGCCUUAAAAGAAGAAAUCCCAUUUGCUUUAAAGGCUGCAGCCAGUCCAGCCGGCAUAGUAUUGGACUCUCUUGAAGGGUUUUACCACAUGGAACUGCCAAAUGUUGAUGGAAAGAAAGAUGCGAACCUUUUGGGGCUCCGCCGAACCUGUAUAAUGCUGAUGGAGUGCCUGAGCAUUUUAUUAAUGAGUCUGGAUCGGGCUUCUGUUGUCGCUGUAAUCUCAGAAGAAAUUAAGCGGAGGGCAAAGGCAAUUGCUGAGGAAUGGAAGCCUAAGUUGGAAGCUCUAGACAUGGAAGCUAGCAAUGGGAACUCUUUGGAGGCUCAUGCAUUUUUGCAACUCCUGGACACAUUCCAAAUUGCUUCUGAUUUUGACGAGGAACAACUUUCCAGGUUAAUUCCAAUGGUCUCUCGUCGUCGGCAAACAGCUGAUUUGUGUCGCUCUCUUGGGCUGUCAGAAAAAAUGCCAGGUGUAAUUGAAGUUCUUGUAAAUGGUGGAAGGCAAAUUGAUGCAGUUAACCUAGCUUUUGCAUUUGAGCUCACAGAGCAAUUCUCACCUGUGCCUUUACUUAAAUCUUACUUAAAGGAGGCAAGGAGAGCUUCUUCACAAGGAAAGCCUGGAAAUGCCUCUCCCACUGCCCAGAAUGAUGUCAGCGAAAGGGAGCUGACUGCCCUCAAGGCUGUGAUUAAGUGCAUUGAAGAGCAUAAUCUUGAGGAGCAGUAUCCCGUUGACCCCCUUCAGAAAAAGGUUCUCCAGCUAGAGAAAGCCAAGGCAGAUAAGAAAAGGGCAACAGAAGCUGCUAAGCCUCAACCCAAGAGACCUCGUGCAAAUGGUGCAGGAUAUGGGCCUCGUGUUACUAAUGUUGUUGCUGACAAGACAUUCUAUCCUAGAGUCACUGAUAGCCAUAGGUACCCACAGUACGUUUAUGACAGACCUUUUGUUUACCCUGGACCUGCGGACAACCAUGGCCCCUCCCUUUUGGGGUCGGCUACUUACAGUUUCACUCCCAGUCAUGGCAACUACUUUGGAAAUGGCUACCAGUACCAGGCCCCUUAUCUUCACUAAUUAGGCAAGACGGCAGACAGGUGACUAUGAUGUUCUCAUUUUAACUGUUAGCCUUAACCCUCCUGGAUGUUUCAGUGUAUGAAAUGAAUUUAGUAUUUUGAAAAAAAAAAAAAGACUCAGAAAAAAAAUUGCCUUGUUAAUUUUAAUCUGUUGUACGAGAAGACCUUUUGAUCCUCUAAUAUAUGCACUCUGUUUUAGUAUGUAUAUGCUAAA